UAACCCUAGUUACCCUAUUAACCCCCGACCCCGAGCCUAAGUUCAUUCAACCUUCUUCCUUCAUCAAUGUCCACUCUCUCCCUUCAUUUUUAUUAUUAUAAAUAGGGACCCUUUCCCUUCUGUCUCUGUAGUCUGUCCCCAAGAGAGUAAUCCCUUUUCCUUUCAAAAUCAAACCAUUUUCCCUUUUAACUAUUAAACUCGCCAUUUUUUAAUCUCUCUUUUAACUACCUUUCUUUCUUUUCCUUCUCUAUUUUGAUUCAAGAACCUCAAGAUUGUUUUUUUUUGGGUAGUUUCGGGUCUACAUUUCAAAAACCCAGAAAGAUAACAUAUAUAAUUUCUGGGUUUUCGAGAAAAUUUACAAUUCCACGAAUUUAAGGUUGUUUCUUUGUUGUUGUUGGAUUUUGGGUUUGGGAAAUGGUGGUGAAGAUGAUGAGGUGGCGACCAUGGCCGCCUCUGGUUUCGAAAAAGUACGAGGUGAAGUUAAUGGUAAGGAGGUUAGAAGGGUGGGAUCUGAAAAGGGAAGGUGAGGAGAAGCCGGAGAAAUUAACGGUGGAGAUUCGAUGGAAAGGUCCAAAGGCUUCCCUUGGUUCUUUAAGGCGAACGGUUAAGAGGAAUUUCACUAAAGAAGUCGACGGCGGCGUUGGUCAGAACGGCGUCAUUAUAUGGGAUGAAGAGUUUCAAACCCCUUGUAGCUUAUCGGCUUAUAAAGACAAUGUCUUUCAUCCUUGGGAGAUCGCUUUCUCUGUCUUGAAUGGGCUGAACCAGGGACCAAAGAACAAGGCUACUGUUGUUGGGACGGCAUCGUUGAAUCUUGCUGAAUAUGCAUCUGUGGCUGAACAUAAAGAGUUUGAGAUAAAAAUACCGCUCACACUCUCCACUGGUGCCGCUGAGCCAAGUCCCCAACUCUGCAUAUCACUUAGCCUGUUGGAACUAAGAACUACUCAAGAAACCAGUGAGCCGGAACAGAGAGCUGUAGUGCCUAUUGCAUCACCUCUUCAGUCUGGAGAAAGUGUCACAAUGGAAAAGGAUGAGCUUUCUGCGAUUAAAGCUGGUCUUAGAAAAGUGAAAAUCUUUACCGAGUACGUUUCUACUAGGAGAGCGAAAAAAGCUUGUCGAGAGGAUGAAGGUAGUGAAGGAAGGUGUUCUGCUCGGAGUGAUGAUGGUGAGUAUCCACUGGACACCGAUUCACUAGAUGAUUUUGAGGAAGGAGAAUCGGACGAGGUAAAGGAUGACUCCACUAUUAGGAAGUCAUUUAGUUAUGGUACUCUGGCACAUGCGAAUUAUGCCGGGGGAUCAUUUUACUCCAGCGUGGGGAUCAGUGAGGAUUGGGUGUACUACAGCAAUCGGAAAUCAGAUGCCGGCUGCUCAAACUUUGAGGAUUCUGCUGCAUCGAUGUCAGAGCCAUCUCUUCUGCUGACUUCGAAGCGCAGCAUUUUGCCUUGGAGAAAAAGGAAGCUGACUUUCAGGUCUCCUAAAGUGAAAGGGGAACCACUGUUAAAGAAAGCCUAUGGAGAAGAAGGUGGAGAUGACAUUGAUUUUGACCGCCGUCAGCUUAGUUCUGAUGAAUCGCUUGGGUGGCACAAAACUGAUGAAGAUUCAUCUGUAAACCGUACAUCAGUUUCUGAAUUUGGGGAGGACAAUUUUGCGGUUGGCAGUUGGGAACAGAAAGAAGUGGUAAGCCGUGAUGGACUCUUGAAGCUUCAAUCCCAUGUCUUCUUUGCUUCUAUUGAUCAAAGGAGUGAGCGAGCUGCUGGUGAAAGUGCAUGUACAGCCCUUGUUGCUGUUAUCGCUGAUUGGUUUCAGAAAAACUGUGAUUUGAUGCCCAUUAAGUCUCAAUUUGAUAGUUUGAUAAGAGAAGGCUCAUUGGAAUGGAGGUACCUCUGUGAAAACGAAAUCUAUAGGGAACGGUUCCCUGACAAACACUUCGAUCUCGAGACAGUUCUGCAAGCUAAAAUACGUCCUCUUUCUGCAGUGCCAAGGAAGUCCUUUAUCGGGUUUUUCCAUCCUGAGGGGAUGGAUGAGGGACAAUUUGACUUUUUGCAUGGUGCAAUGUCAUUCGAUAACAUCUGGGACGAGAUUAGUCGUGCAGAAUGUCUGAACAGUCCUGAACCUCAGGUUUUCAUUGUUAGUUGGAAUGACCAUUUUUUUAUCCUGAAGGUUGAACCAGAAGCUUAUUAUAUCAUCGACACAUUAGGAGAGAGACUUUACGAGGGAUGCAAUCAGGCUUACAUCUUGAAAUUUGACUGUGAUACAAUAAUCCACAAGCUACAACCGAAUGUUUCUCAACCGUCAGAUGAUAAAUCAAAUGGCAAUCAGCUGGUACCAACGGCAGCUGCUGAACCAAAAAAUGUACAGGUUCAGGAUGGUUCCAUUGCAGGAGCUGUAGUUACCAAACCUGAGGAGCCGAUCAAGACUGAGGGCAAUGAGGAGGUUGUUUGCCGAGGCAAGGAAUCCUGCAAGGAAUACAUAAAGAGCUUUUUGGCUGCUAUACCUAUUAGGGAGUUGCAAGCAGAUAUCAAGAAGGGUUUAAUGGCGUCAACACCGCUACAUCGCCGACUACAGAUCGAAUUCCACUAUUCCGAGUUGUUACAACCACUACCCAAGACAUCUUCUGCGCCACACUUGGAUGAAGUUCAGUUAACUGAAGUCACUGCAUAGGAAGUUACUGUAAAUUCUAGGGAAGUGAUUAACUUGGUUCUUUUUCAUUUGUAUUUUUGUUAUGUGAACUGGGUUUAACAAAGAGGAACCCAUUUGAGCUUUUUUUUUCACUUGUUUCGAUCAGUUUGGCGAAAAAGACUUGUGUUUGUCUCAAGUUUGCUGGAAAAUGGAAAUAUAACAUUAACGUUUCUCAUA
This is a messenger RNA of Gossypium raimondii (Peruvian cotton), 2853 nucleotides long. RefSeq lists its product as uncharacterized. The record is from RefSeq and is a predicted model, not a curated record. The coding region runs from base 415 to 2658 and encodes 747 amino acids. NCBI's taxonomy places the organism in Eukaryota, Viridiplantae, Streptophyta, Magnoliopsida, Malvales, Malvaceae. The transcript has 4 exons.